UACUGUGGAAAGCGUUUUUGAAUUGUUUGACGGAUAUUACCAACCCUUUGAGAACAACUAUUCACUUCGUACACAUAGACACCAUCUUGAAGUAAGAUUAACACCGUUCUAAGAUAACAAAAGUGAAAACUUCAACCCGCUUGUGAUCCGAAAUGAUCGAAACCCAGCGGAAGUAGUUAGCUUGCCUGGCGAGUGUCCGAAUGCCAAAGCUGGGGCUCAUGGAGCUGGGCAGGCAGCUGUGUGGGAAGAUGAAGAGGCCGAAGAAAAGUGAGCUGGCUAACCCACCGCACGCUAUCGGCCUGGAGGUCCACUUCUACCUGCCGGACGCACACCAGCUGGAGUACCUCAAGGACUGCCACACAGCCGAGGACAUCUGUGUGGAAGCUGCCAAGAGAUGCCAUGUUUCACCACUGUGCCACAACCUGUUUGCCCUGUAUGAGGAGAGUCAGGACCUGUGGUAUGCACCCAAUCACGUGUUUGAAGUGACAGAGGGCACCAGCCUCAGACUGCAUUAUCGUAUGAGGUUCUACUUUAAGAACUGGCAUGGUACCAGUGAGAAUGAGUCCCCGGUGUGGAGACACUCUCUGAACAAGCAGAGGGGGGUUGUGAGCCCACAGAAAGGACCUGAGGGCACACCGCUGCUGGACGCUGCUUCUCUGGAUUACCUCUUCGCUCAGGGUCAGUACGACUUCCUGAGAGGACUGGCUCCAGUGCGCAUUCACCAGAAUGAGGCGGAGCUUCAUGAGAUAGAGAAUGAGUGUCUGGGAAUGGCUGUUCUAGCCAUCACUCACUAUGCCAAGGGUAGAGACUCCAACCAAACAGGAGCUGCCGGAGAGACCAGCUAUAAACGCUUCAUACCAGAGACGCUCAACCGCUCCAUCAAACAGCGCAACUUCAUGACCCGCAUGCGCAUCAGCAACGUUUUUAAGAGUUUCCUGAACGAGUUCAACAGCAAGACCAUGCAGGACAGCAACAUUACCCUGUAUGACCUGAAGGUGAAGUAUCUGUCCACACUGGAGACUCUGACCCAAGGCCUGGGCACGGAAACCUUCCAGUCUGUCAGCCUGUCACUGUCUGGAGAGACAAAUAGCUCAUCUCCACCACCAGCCACGAACCGGGGUGAAGAACUGGGAUACGAGGUGAAGGUGACUGGAACCACUGGGAUAUCCUGGAGGAAAAAGCCCCAGAUGAAUGCCCCCGUCCUCAAAGAGAAGAGUAAGGCAAAGAAAAACAAGGUGGAGAGUAAACAAAAGAGUAAGAAGAAAGAUGGCAGUGAUGAAUGGAUGCUGUUUGCAGACUUUCACGAGCUCACUCAUAUUGUCAUCAAGGAGUCAACUGUCACCAUUUACAGACAAGACAAUGCAAAGAUGGAGCUGCAGUUGUUUCGUGGUGAGGCUCUGUCGUUUGCGGCACUGGUGGAUGGAUAUUUUCGGCUGACAGUGGAUGCUCACCACUAUCUGUGUACAGAUGUGGCUCCUUCCUCAGUGGUCCAGAACCUGGAAAACGGCUGUCAUGGACCCAUUUGUACGGAGUAUGCAGUACACAAGCUACGGCAAGAAGGGAAUGAGGAGGGCACUUAUGUCCUGCGCUGGAGCUGCACUGACUAUGAUUACAUUAUCAUGACUGUUGUCUGCAUGGAGGUGGAUGUGCGUGAGUCCAGGCCAGUGGCCCAGUAUAAGAACUUUCAGAUAGAGGUCAGUUCUCAGGGCUACAGGCUGUUUGGGACAGAAACCUUUCGCUCAAGUCUGAGAGAGCUACUGGACCACCUGCAGGGGCAGAACCUCCGCACGGAGAACCUGCGCUUCCAGCUCCGGCGCUGCUGUCCCCCACAGCCCAGGGAGGUUUCCAACCUGCUGGUGAUGACCAAAGACAGAGAACCCGUGCCACAGAAGCAGCUCCAGCCCAGUCAGCUCAGCUUCCAUCGCAUCCUGAAAGAGGAGAUCAUUCAGGGGGAGCACUUAGGCCGGGGCACCCGUACAAACAUCUUCGCUGGAGUGCUGAAGAUUAAGAGUGAUGAUGAUGACGACGACGCCAGUGGGUACUCCAGCUCUCAGGAGGUGAAUGUGGUUCUGAAGGUGUUGGGGUCUGGACACAGAGACAUCUCCUUGGCGUUCUUUGAAACAGCCAGCAUGAUGAGGCAGGUGUCCCAUAAACACAUUGCCUUGCUGUACGGAGUGUGUGUCCGCCACCAGGAGAACAUAAUGGUGGAGGAGUCUGUGCAGCUCGGCCCUCUGGAUAUGUUUAUGCGUAGAAAGGGUUCCCCGCUCAACACACCAUGGAAGUUGCAGGUCGCAAAACAGCUGGCUAGUGCACUCAGCUACUUGGAGGAUAAGAAGCUGGUGCAUGGCUAUGUGUGCAGUAAGAAUAUCUUGCUGGCCCGUGACGGGUUGGACAAUGAGGAAGGACCUUUCAUAAAACUCAGUGACCCUGGAAUCCCCAUCACUGUGCUGACCAGAGAGGAGUGUGUGAACAGGAUCCCAUGGAUUGCCCCUGAGUGUGUGCAGGACGUGUGUAACCUCAGUGUGGCAGCAGAUAAAUGGGGCUUUGGGAUGACUCUGUGGGAGAUCUGUUAUAAUGGAGAAGUCCCCCUGAAAGACAAGAAACUCACAGAGAAAGAAAGGUUUUAUGCGACUCAGUGCCAGCUGCCCACUCCAGAUUGUCGAGAGUUGGCAGAGCUCAUGACCCACUGUAUGACCUAUGACCCUCACAAGCGACCCUUCUUCAGGGCCAUCGUCAGAGACAUCGACAUCGACUGGGUGGUAGAACCGAACUCCUCUAUAAAGCCAGUGCCCACACUAGAGGUGGACCCCACCGUGUUUGAGAAGAGAUUCCUUAAGAAGAUCAGAGAUUUAGGAGAGGGUCAUUUUGGGAAGGUGGAACUGUGCCGCUAUGAUCCGCGGGGUGAUCGCACAGGAGAACUGGUGGCAGUGAAGUCUCUGAAACCAGAGAACAGAGAGGAGCAGAGCAACAACCUGUGGUGUGAAAUUGACAUUCUCAGAGAGCUGUACCACGAGAAUAUUGUUAAAUAUAAGGGUAUCUGCCAUGAAGAAGGUGGCAGGUCUAUUAAGCUGAUUAUGGAGUACUUGCCUGCGGGCAGUUUGAAAGAGUACCUGCCCAGAAACAGGAUGCAGACGGACCUGAAGACUCUGCUCAGCUACGCCAUACAGAUCUGCCAGGGCAUGGACUACUUAGGCUCUCGGAACUACAUUCACAGGGACCUGGCUGCGCGGAAUGUUCUGGUGGAGAGUGAGAGCAGGGUGAAGAUUGGUGACUUUGGCCUGACAAAGAGCAUUAAGAAUAAUGAGGGGUAUUACACAGUGAAGGAUGACCUGGAUAGCCCCGUGUUCUGGUAUGCUCCAGAGUGUUUGGUCCACUGUAAGUUCUACAGAGCGUCGGACGUGUGGUCGUUUGGCGUGACCAUGUAUGAGUUACUCACCUACUGUGAUGCCUCCUGCAGUCCCAUGACGGUAUUCCUCAAGAUGAUUGGUCCAACUCAGGGUCAGAUGACUGUGACCCGACUGGUUAAAGUGCUAGAGGAGGGAAAGAGAUUGCCCCGCCCAGAUGGCUGCCCAGAAAAGGUGUAUGACAUGAUGAAGCGAUGCUGGGAGAGCACUCCGGACAGACGGAUCGACUUUAAAGGCCUCAUUGCUGCCUUUCAGCACAUGCUCUCUGAGAACCUGUAACCAUGACGAUGACUUGGGAUACAGACUCCUCCUACCUACUCCCAGGGCACACAUCUAAAGAGAAAUCAAAAACGAACCCGAGACUGUCUGUGGAGGGGGAGACACUCCCAUGUGCUGUCUGUCUGUUUUCCCUUUUCACUUUCUCAUCUUUAUAGCACAUAACUCAUGUCGUUAGCAGAGCAUCAGUAAUACACCACUCACCUGCACUAGAAUCCACCACAAAACACACAACCCUGUACUCUCAUAAAACACACAACCAUCCACUCUAACACAACAUUAUAACCCAUUGCCACAUGCAGGAACUGAUGAUCAUGGAGUUCUCUCUCUGACACACACACACACACACACACACACACACACACAGAGACAUGUGUAAUGGGGAAUGUUGUGGUUUGACUGUUCUUCUGGAGGAGAAGGAGGAGAAGGAAGAGUGAACCUCAGAUCCUGCGAAGUCAGCCUAUCAUCACACAUCAGAAUUUGGUCACUGAAAUCUGACCCCAGAUCAGGUCCCACAGGCAAGGACUGAGAGGAGUCUCUGCUCUCUCCUUGUGUGUGUGUGUGUGUGUGUGUGAAUGAGAGCAUCAUGCCUGUGUGAGUGCAUGUGUGUGACAGCGGAUCUCUUCCAUGGAGCAGUCUGGAACUCUGGAAUGUUCCAGACAUGCACUGGCUGUCUUCAGAACUCUGGAUACACAAGUAUAGAUCAGCUCUGCACUCUGUAAUGCUUCCUGCAGACGUGUGUGUGUGUAUGUGUAUGUGUAUGUGUGUGUGUGUAUGUGUGUGUGUGUGUGCAUGUAUGUGUGUGUGUGUGUUGAUCAUCAGAUUGCUCCUUCAGCUCUCCCUCCAUGCAUCCAUCCAAUGGUCAUAAAGACUGAAAUGAAAAUGACUUUUGAUUUUGCACCUGCGUGUGAAACAGUAUGACUUCCAGAGACUUUAACCAUGUUGAAAAAAUGAGAUUUGUUGCUCUAUCACUGGAGAGAAAUGCUUCUGAGAGCCUCUUGAGGGCAGUAGAGUGUAGAUUAAAUAUCAGCCUUGUUAUAUUCAGUCAAAAAUAUUCUGUACUUCAGUUAGCGCAUCUGUGAGAUUUUGCCGCCAAGUGAACUGAGCCUCUAUUCACCUUUUUUAUCUUAAGAAAUUAAAUCAGACUAUCAGAAGGUGUGUGUGUGUGUGUGUGUGAGA
Molecule: messenger RNA, 4859 nt
Organism: Chanos chanos (milkfish)
Lineage: Eukaryota; Metazoa; Chordata; Actinopteri; Gonorynchiformes; Chanidae
Gene: jak1
Product: Janus kinase 1
Exons: 24
Coding region: 201-3683 (1160 amino acids)
Biological process (GO): cell surface receptor signaling pathway via JAK-STAT; cytokine-mediated signaling pathway; intracellular signal transduction
Cellular component (GO): cytoskeleton; membrane; cytosol
Molecular function (GO): growth hormone receptor binding; ATP binding; non-membrane spanning protein tyrosine kinase activity
Source: RefSeq, a predicted model, not a curated record